Molecule: messenger RNA, 1624 nt
Organism: Pollicipes pollicipes
Lineage: Eukaryota; Metazoa; Arthropoda; Thecostraca; Pollicipedomorpha; Pollicipedidae
Product: peritrophin-1
Exons: 7
Coding region: 59-727 (222 amino acids)
Cellular component (GO): extracellular region
Molecular function (GO): chitin binding
Source: RefSeq, a predicted model, not a curated record
UGUCCUGAGCAGUCGCACGGCUCCAACGGUGGCUGAAGAGGCUCCGAGCGCACACAUCAUGAAACUGCUGGUCGCGGUUCUCGCUCUGGCGGCGGCAGCCUCCGCCGGCAAGCUGUACUCAACGAACGACCCGCACUGCCCCCCGAGGGACGCCGCGUUCCCAGUCUACUUCCGCGACUCCGACGACUGUGCCGUCUUCUACCAGUGCAGCAACGGCGCCGCAUACAAGUUCGACUGCCCGCAGGGCACGCUCUUCGACACGAACCUCAACGUCUGCAACUGGCCUGCCGCCGUCGACUGCGACGAUGGCUCUGGAGACGGCUCGGGCGAUGAGGACGAUGACAACGUCGACCCCGUGGAGCCCGUGGAUCCCGAACCCGAGCCCAAGCCCGAGCCCAAGCCCGAGCCCGAGCCCGAGCCCAAGCCCGAGACCACGACCAAGCCCAAGCCCAAGACUACGCCCAAGCCGAAGCCGCAGCCGCCGAAGCCAAAGCCCGAGCCGGUGAAUCCCGACGACGACCUGGACAGCCAGUGCGCCAACGUGCCUCACGACGUCUUGGUGCAGAUCCCCCACCCCACCGAUUGCUCCAAGUUCUACAAGUGCGCCCACGGAAAGGCCUGGAUCCAGUCGUGCCCGGGGAACCUGCUCUACAACAAGGCCGAGCGGGUGUGCGACUACCCGGAGCGGGCGGGCUGCGAUGAGCUGCUCGAGUACCACAAGGCCUAAACCCGCUCCGAGCCACCAGACCGCGGUCAUGCAAGCAGGCCGCCAGUCAUGGGACACGAGCCCAGGUCGCUUCGGAUGACCUCGAGCCACUGUAGCUAGCCUGAGGCCACUGCGAUAGAACUCGUGUCAGUAUAGCUGGCCUCGUGUAGCCGUGGUUUACUUCAGUUCACUGCGGCUUGACACCGGGGUCGCUCUGCUUGACAUCAGGCUUCUGCAGUUGACCGCAGGCUGCUGGAGUCGUCAUGUUGGUUACGUCAACCCGCCAAUAUAGCGAACCGAGUGGAAUUGAUGUUCUACAACUUGCCUAAGAAACUGUGGACGUGUUAGCCUGGUCAUCAGGACCGAAGAAAAUUGACUGAAAUGAAUGAACACAUUGAACUUGCAACGAUACCAUUGCUGCUUAGAGGUCAUGAGAAAUCAUCACUGCCACGCAUGGAUAUUGAUCAUGCAACCAGCCAGCAUCGCUACACUGCCGCACUCAACAUUCAAAAAUAUUCAGACAGCAAACGGACGAAUAACAUGUCAUGGUGCUACAAAAUUAAAGCAUAACGACGACGGCAUAAAACUGCGAAAACGGAAUGCACAUUACCGUUAGAAUGAGAAUGGCUUCUGCACGUGACUGACUUCUGCUUUGAUGCAGGCAACGAGCGCCGAAAUCAAUUGCUUGUCGCCUUUGCUGUGACUGCUAUGUUACCAUGUACUGCAUGUACCAUAUACCUAUGCACUUACAGUCCACGGACUAAUGUGCACAUGCACUCCACCAUCUCCAGGCACUAUUUAUCGUAGCUGGAGCAUGGUUUGCCACUCACGUCUCCAUAAAAGAUUACUUUGUGUCUGUUUAACCGUUGUAAAAUUGUGUCCUUGACUCUCAAUCAAUACAAUUUCGGGCAUUGCUGA